Coniosporium apollinis CBS 100218 is the source of this 360-nucleotide messenger RNA. RefSeq lists its product as uncharacterized. The transcript has 2 exons. Bases 1 to 360 code for a protein of 119 amino acids. The record is from RefSeq and is a predicted model, not a curated record. Lineage: Eukaryota; Fungi; Ascomycota; Dothideomycetes.
AUGCUCAGCGCACAGUACUGCGUCACUCUCGCCGACUCCAACGCUAUUAACCGCGUCUCUAAGGCAUGGGUGCCGAAGGAAUAUGACCGUGAGCAGCUGUGGUUUAGUCGAGACGAGGUCUUCGACAACAACAUCAAGAAGCUAGAGAGCUUAUGGAACCCGGCUAAGACCCUGCGUACGUCUAUUAUUGAAGGCAAGGAGUUAAACAAUGUCCAGCUGAUGAUCCCACCUGGGCUGCUCAAUUCGAAUGGCGGUAGUAUGGGUCUGACGGCUUCGUGUAAGGAGAGGAUUGAGGAUAUUCCAGGCCAUAUUGUCAAGUAUAACGACUGGAAGUACAACAUUAAAGGCAAAAGGCAGUAA